AUGGUUUCGCCUAACCUCAUCCGGUCAGCCCUCUGGCUGGCCGUGCUAGGCACAGGAUCAGCUCUUCCCGGCCCAGAAAACCCGAACGCUCUUGCGCCCCGUCAACCCAUCGACGCCGACCUCGUCCCCCCUCCCACCGACAACGACGCCCCUCCCGCCACCGACACCACCAAGCUCGCCGGUCACGAAUUUGCCGUCUGCCACAACCUCGACGGCGACUACAAACCCUUCUGCCUCCCCAAACACAACGAAACCUUCAACCCCGGCGUCCUCAAGUACAUCACCUGGGACCCGGCCUUCUUCUCCAAAGGCCACACCCACGAGAAAGCAAACCACACGGUCAAAAUCAUCGGGUUUUACCUCACCCCCGAAAGCGACACCCACCAAGCCUUUGACUCUGGCGAAAUCUCGUGCGCGUGGGGUUUUUACCAGUGGUCCGUUACCCAAGACCUCAUCAACGCCAACCCAUUGUGGAAUGAAAAACCGGGAAACAAGGCGAAGCACUUCAAGCAGAACACACCAACGACGAUAACCCUGAGGAUGGCGGCGCUGCCGGAGGAUGGCUCGCCCGCGGAAUGGCAUCAGGGACCGACGGUGCAGAUUGUCAAGCCAAAGAAGGGGCCGAACAAGAGUGAUGGGAGGAGGCACCCGGCGGACGAUCAGGUGUUGUAUGUGGCGCUGCCCACGGUGGCGUUUUUCCUGAUGGCGAUUGUGAUGAGCACGUUGUGCUGUAAUAGGGGGGUGAGGAGGAUUGAUUUGGGGAAUGUGAUGGGGAGGAACAGGAGGAGUGAGAGGGGGACGGUGGGGAGGAAUAGGAGGGAUAGGGGGCAGUAUUCUAGGGUUGAUGGGAGGGAUAUGGAGCUUGGGAGGGGGGUUGGAGAGGGGAGUGGAUUGGGGGUUAGGAAGGUUGAUUAA
Podospora pseudopauciseta is the source of this 915-nucleotide messenger RNA. RefSeq lists its product as uncharacterized. NCBI's taxonomy places the organism in Eukaryota, Fungi, Ascomycota, Sordariomycetes, Sordariales, Podosporaceae. The transcript has a single exon. Bases 1 to 915 code for a protein of 304 amino acids. The record is from RefSeq and is a predicted model, not a curated record.